This is a messenger RNA of Neocloeon triangulifer, 3551 nucleotides long. RefSeq names its product probable phosphorylase b kinase regulatory subunit beta. The transcript is spliced from 19 exons. The record is from RefSeq and is a predicted model, not a curated record. Gene Ontology annotation, molecular function: calmodulin binding. NCBI's taxonomy places the organism in Eukaryota, Metazoa, Arthropoda, Insecta, Ephemeroptera, Baetidae. Gene Ontology annotation, biological process: glycogen metabolic process. Gene Ontology annotation, cellular component: phosphorylase kinase complex. The coding region runs from base 207 to 3434 and encodes 1075 amino acids.
CAAUGAUUUCAAUGUAGAUGUAGAAUUCGAAAUCGAAAACAACUUGACGAGGCUUGAACGGGUUCGUUCCCAAAUUUUGUCAAAAUCUGCUGAAUUCGCACUUUAGCAGCUCAAAAAUGAAAUGAGUCUAAACCUGGUAUUAUAAUCCUUAUCGCAAUUAAAUUGAUUUUCAUCGGGAACACCAUAUUAAAACGUUAAAAGUAGAAAUGAACACCAGCACGUACCAAGUCAAUUCUCCGGACACUUCGAGCGGGGAGAGCCACCUUAAGACGUCCAACUACGAACAAACAGUCCAUCAACUGGAUAUCUACUAUGGCACAGUGAAGAGACAACUGUUGCGGUACCAGAGCUGCAUCAAUGGCCUUUUCCCCGUGGUUUCCAAUGACCUGACCGUGGGCAGCGUGCGGGACAGUGUCUACUGCGCUGCUGCAGUCUGGAGUUUGUACCAGGCCUACCGGAGAAUUGAUGAUGAUCGAGGCAAGUCAUAUGAGCUGGGCCAGUCAGCUGUCAAAUGCAUGCGAGGCAUUUUGGAGUGUUGGAUCAAGCAGGCGCCCAGGGUCGAGCAAUUUAAAAAGAACCAAUCCUUGCAACACGCCCUGCACUGCAAGUUCCACCUUACCACAGGCGCUCAAAUCUUUGCCGAGAACGAAUACAACCACCUCCAAAUUGAUGUGGUGUCCCUGUACCUGAUCUUCCUGGUGCAGAUGAUCACGUCGGGGCUGCAGAUUGUGUACACUAAGGACGAGGUGACCUUUGUCCAGAAUUUGGUGUAUUAUGUUGAGCGGGCUUAUCGAACGCCGGACUUUGGCAUGUGGGAACGGGGCACCAAGUACAACGAUGGCUCUCCGGAAAUCCACGCCAGCUCGAUCGGCAUUGCAAAGUCAGCCCUCGAAGCCAUCAACGGGUGCAACCUGUUCGGAGACAAGGGAGCCUCCUGGUCUGUCGUCUACGUUGACAUCGACGCCCACAACCGGAAUAGAUCAAUCUUUGAGACGCUUCUGCCCAGGGAGAGCAGCUCAAAGGAAGUGGACGUUUCAUUGCUGCCGACCAUUUCCUUUCCAGCCUUUGCCUCUCAUGACGAACACCUGUUGGCCAAGACCAAGAGCAACAUUCAGAAGCUCAGGGGUAAAUACGGCUUUAAGAGGUUUUCCAGGGACGGCUUCAAGUGUCCUUUGGAGGACCCCUGCCAGAGGUUCUACAAGGAAGGCCAGACCAAAGACUUUGAGGGAAUCGAGUGCGAGUGGCCACUCUUCUACAUAUACAUGAUCAUCGAUGGGGUCUUCAGGAAUCUGCCUGAACAAGUGGAGGAGUUUCAGAAUCUUCUGCGUCCUCGAAUCAGUACGGACAGCCAUAGAGAUCCUGUGAUUCCAAUGUACUUUGCUGUUCAGCCUGGCUACGAGGAUGCAGAAAAGGCUGAGCCUGGCAGCCAAAUUCGAAGAGGGGCUCCAUCAAACGGAUACCACUUGUGGUCACAGGCGCUCUUUGUGAUUGCGCAGUUGCUGACUGGUGGCCUUUUGCACAUCAACGAACUUGAUCCCAUCAGGAGGUACCUACCCUCUUAUAACAGACCCAGGAAGGGGGGAAGAUACUCGGCUUUUCAGGCAAAAUCUUCAAAUGGAACAGCAACUGAUUUGGUUGUGCAAGUGGUGCUGAUUGCUGAGUCGAUGCGGCUGCAGGCUAUGAUGGCCACCUACGGCAUCCAAACGCAGACCCCUCAUGAGGUCGAGCCUGUCCAGAUCUGCUCCUCGUCUCAACUGGUCAAAAUCUACCAGCAUCUGGGCGUCAACAAGCAGCUCGGCCUCGAAGGUCGCCCGUCCAGACCCAUCGGCGCACUUGGCACUAGCAAAAUUUACAGGGUUUGUGGGAAGACUGUUUUGUGCUACCCUUUAAUAUUUGAGGUCUCAGAGUUUUAUCUGUAUCGAGACAUGGCGCUUUUGAUUGAUGACAUAAAAACCGAGCUGCAAUUCGUUGGCAGGUAUUGGCGCCUUUCUGGUCGUCCGACUGCCUGUCUCUUGAUCAGGGAGGAGCACAUGAGAGACCCUCAAUUCAAGGAAAUGCUGGAUCUGUUGGCCAUGUUGAAAAAGGGGCACUGUGAUGGUUUAAAAGUUAGAGUUGGACGUCUUCAGAAUCUCAUUUCAAGCUCUUGCAUUGAGCAUCUUGAUUUCAUGAACAAAAUUGAGGAUGAAAUCGAAAUCAAGCCUUUCAAGCAAAUUGAACACGAGUACAUCGGCUACCAGAGUUUGACUGAUGUUCCGAAAGUCCUUGAAUAUAGUGAAAAAGCAAAAGAUAUAACUGACUUUACUGACCGUCCGACUUGGGACAUUGUUGAGGCCAUCAGAAAUACGGACGGUAUCUACGCCAAAAGUAAACUGAUCGGCGUCCUUCUUCAGAGGGAGGGGCCCCACUAUGAGUACAGUGGUCUUACUGUUUAUGAGCAUUUAAGAGGGUUGUACCACCACGCAGGGUGUCUACACUGCUGGCAGGUGGUUCGAUACUGCAGCAGUUUGUUAGGACACACGGUGGACAGCAUCAGUCCUUUCAUCACGGCGGUGCUGGUGCAUGGCAAGCAACUGACGGUGGGCGUGCCUGGCGAGCAGGAGACAGUGUUCGACAAGCCGAUGACUCCUGCCGAGAUUCGCAAGGUGCUCUAUUCGACGGUGCAGCCGUUAGACGUGAUCGGGGCCGUGCUGCAGCAAGAGGUGGUGCUCUACUGUGGCCGCCUCAUCGGCACCAACCCUGGCCUCUUCUCGGGCAUCCUCAAAAUCAGGGUCGGCUGGGUCCUCGAGGCCAUGAAACUGUGUCUGCAAAUCAGUAGCAAGGCGCAAAGGCCCGUCGAGGCUCUCAGCCCUCAGGAGCUGCGCCAACUCGUCUACAAGGUGCUCUCUGUAAAGGACUGGGCCAAGCAGGAGCGCCUCUCCACCUUGACCAGGAGAAAACUUGAAGGCUGUCUCUGCAGGGUUCCCCAAGGAUUCUACCUUCAGGUCUGGGACGUGAUGCAACGGACUCCACAGGGAGUCAGGGUCCAGGGCCGCCUCUUGGCCCAGCAGCACAUUAUGUCCAACCUGUCCAGGUCUGAGAUUGCUUUUGCCUUACUGGUCGAGGAAAUGCUGAAUUAUAUUAAGCAGCCAGAGUACAGGCAAAUCGUUGUUGAGCUGCUCUGUAUUGUGUCAAAAAUCCUACAACGCAACCCGGAGCUCAGUUUCAAAAACCUCUUGGACCUAGAUUACUUGGUUGACGAAGCCUAUCACUUGUUUUGCAAGGACCAAGGAGUGGCCGUUGGAGCAGACCGCCAGGCCUUCUACUCUGCCCCUGCUAGCCUGACAACUGGCUACCUUGCUAGGGCCACGGUCAACUCUGUACUCAGACUAGGAGAGCUGGACAUGUCAGGUACCGACCAAGUUGACAACGAUGAUGAUUCUUGUAAGGUGUCAUAAAUCACUCAAGCCAGUUAAGUCCCACAAUUGUGCCAUAGUUGGUUAUGUUUUCAAAAAUAUUAUGGUUUUGUUGUCAUAUAAUAAAUUGUUAAUCUGAGAUAAAGUAAAAAAGCUGUU